Molecule: messenger RNA, 450 nt
Organism: Terrapene triunguis (Three-toed box turtle)
Lineage: Eukaryota; Metazoa; Chordata; Testudines; Emydidae
Product: armadillo-like helical domain containing protein 1
Exons: 3
Source: RefSeq, a predicted model, not a curated record
UAUUGAUCAUGACUUCCACAAAGGAGCAGGCAGCCAUCAGCAGACUGAUGGGGUUCUUGCAGGAAUGGGACAAUGCUAGCAAAGCUGCUCGUAGCCACAUACUGGAUAAUUUCAUUAAGGCAAAUCAAGGAAAGACGGGGCCAGAGUUGGAGCUGGAAUUCUCACAGGGAGCCAGCUUGUUUCUGGCCCGCCUAACAUCCUGGCUGAGGCUGACCUACAUGUAUGGAAUAUACCUAGAUCAGCAGCUAAAGUCCAUUGGCAUCUUUCUGUCAGCUGCAAGUAGCCACAGGUAUCUUAUUGAAUUUCUGGAGGUUGGAGGUGUCCUGACGCUCCUGGAAAUACUAGGGCUGCAGCAACUGAAAGAAGAGGACAAAAGGGAGUCGAUAAAGCUACUCCAACUCGUAGCAAACGCUGGCAGGAAAUAUAAGGAGCUCAUUUGUGAAAGUUAUG